Molecule: messenger RNA, 648 nt
Organism: Candidozyma auris
Lineage: Eukaryota; Fungi; Ascomycota; Pichiomycetes; Serinales; Metschnikowiaceae
Product: RNA-binding protein
Exons: 2
Coding region: 1-648 (215 amino acids)
Biological process (GO): mRNA export from nucleus
Cellular component (GO): nucleus
Molecular function (GO): mRNA binding
Source: RefSeq, a predicted model, not a curated record
AUGUCUUCUAUUCUCGACAAAUCUUUAGACGACAUCAUCUCCACAAGAAAGUCCCAAAGAUCUCAGGGCAAGAAGAAGGCUGUUGGUAAGGGCACCGGUAAAGCUCAAAAGAAAGAAACAGUCUCUUUCAAGAAGGCGGCUAAGAAAGUCGCCCCUCGGCCCAAGCCAGCUUUGGACUUGACUUACGCCACGAAAGUGGUCGCACAGGGCUUGCCCCGUGACUUGAAGCAGGAUGCUAUCAAGGAAUUUUUCCAGUCGCAGAUUGGUGGCGUGUCGGUUGUGUCGAUGAAUUACAACGAGAAGGGUCAAUUCAGAGGUGCUGCCACUAUCAUCUUCAAAUCUCACAAAAACGCUGUCAAGGCUGUUGAGAAAUACAACAACGCGCCUAUCGAUGGUGGCAGCUCCAAGUUGAAGAUGGAGUUGGUGAUCGAUCCAACCAAGAAACCCUUGGCCGCCAGAAUCACCGCCAACAAGACGGAGCCUGUUGCUACUCCUCAGCAGAAGAAGCAGCAGGUGCUCAAGCAGAAAGUGCAGCAGAAGAGACAGCAGCUUCAGAAGAAGGCAAGCAACGGCAAGCCUAAGAAGCAGACCAAGAAGACCGCCGAGCAGUUGGACCAGGAGAUGUCUGACUACUUCAACAACAACUAA